Messenger RNA from Penicillium olsonii, 1155 nucleotides. The record is from the annotation of a GenBank genome assembly. NCBI's taxonomy places the organism in Eukaryota, Fungi, Ascomycota, Eurotiomycetes, Eurotiales, Aspergillaceae.
AUGGCUUCAGUAGCUCGGUCACUGGCUCAGCCAGCACGGUUCCUCGCCCGGAGGGGCCCAAUUGUCUCUUCCAUGCGGUGUUUCUCCGUCUCGCCGCUCAAGCGCGCCCAGGAAGACCCCGUGGUGCCGCCGCCCCCCAAAGAACGCGGCCCAAACGACUAUCCCUCCGUGGCCGAGUACUCACCCGACCUUCUGAACAAGGAGGAGCGCUCCAUGUAUGACCUGAUGUCCCCCGAGGAGCGCGCGGCUUUCGACGAAGAAAACCGCCAUAUGGUUGCCGAAUUCAACGAUCCCGUGAAGCGCGCCGCAGCCUUCAGUGAGAUUGACCAGCUCGUACAACAAAUCGACAAGGAAGAAGAUAUCCGAUUCGAAGAAACCCGUUCCCGCCUGAGUGGUUUCUGGGCCGAUGGUGAGCCCGAUGAACUCGGUCACGUCGAGGAUGGAGACGAAGAAAUUCACGAUGAUGAAAUGACCACUAUGGCACACGCUGAGAUCGAAUUGCACCGUGAAAUGAGAGAAUACGCCCGUAUCACAGCAUGGGACAUGCCCAUGCUGAGCAAGCUUGCUGAACCAUUUACCCUGCCCCCCGACACCCACAUCCUCCGCUUCCGCUACACUACCUUCAUGGGUGAAGAGCACCCGGGAGAAUCCAAGGUAGUCGUAGAGCUUGCCUCUCAGGAUCUGGUCCCCAAGUACCUCACCGAAGCCCAGCGUCAAACAUUCCUCAAGCUGGUCGGCGUGCGGUACAACCCCCAAACCGACAUCGUCCGCAUGGCAUGUGCGAAGUACGACCACAGUGCCCAGAACAAGCGCUACUUGGGCGACAUUGUGAAUUCUUUGAUCAAAGAGGCCAAGGAAGGUGAUUCCUUCGCCGAUAUCCCUCUUGACCUCCGCCACCACAAGCCUAAGCACCGAAUUCAGUUCCCCGAGGGCUGGAAGAUGACCGAAGCCCGCCGCAGCCAAUUGGCUGCUCGCCGCCAGGAGCGUCUGACUGCCGAGGCGACACGGGCAGCCCUGGUGGAUGGUAGCGCGGUCUUGGCCAAUGCUGUCAAGGUACUGCCUUCGCUCAACCCUGCCCUUCAGGCCAAGGCUGAAGAGGAGCGGGGACGUGUUGCCCUGAAGGUCGGUGCUGGCAAGAAAAUCGGCCGCCGGUGA